Messenger RNA from Corvus hawaiiensis (hawaiian crow), 1787 nucleotides. RefSeq names its product zinc finger protein OZF-like. The transcript has 4 exons. The record is from RefSeq and is a predicted model, not a curated record. Lineage: Eukaryota; Metazoa; Chordata; Aves; Passeriformes; Corvidae. The annotation marks the transcript as partial.
AGGAGAAAGAGGAGGAAGAGGAGGAGCAGCAGCAGAAGCGCGCGGUUCCCCCGCCCGGCCGCUGAGGCCGCAGCUCCCCCGGCUCCGGCAGCAUCGCCCCCCCGCAUCCCGAGGAUUUGCCAUCGGCAAGGCGCGGCCGGAUGGAGGAGGAGAAGGCCGCGAGGAAGAGGAGGAUGCCCCGGGAGCCGCAGGCAGACAAGGAGCUGAGCACGGAGCCCAGGGAGGACAAAUGCCCGCGACAGAAGCUGGUGGGAGAGGCCGUUUUGAGCGGCUCCACGGCGCAGGAAUGCAACGGGGAGGAAAAGCCGCGGAGAUCCCGCACGAGGAGGGUCUGCAAACGCAGCCCAAGGAGCUCUGAGGAGGAAGGACCCUCGCUGGGCCGGGAAGGCGGCCGGAGAUGCGGCCGGAGGUCGGAGCUGGGGGUCCAUGAGCAGCCCCACGCUGGGGAGAAGCCCCACAAGUGCUCAAAAUGUGAGAAAAGCUUCAGCCAAAGCUCCAGUCUGAUCCGCCACUGGAGAAUCCACACGGGGGACCGGCCCUACGAGUGUGUGGAGUGUGGGAAGAACUUCAGAGACGGCUCUUACCUGAUUGACCACCAGAGGAUCCACACAGGAGAACGUCCUUACGAGUGUGGGGAGUGUGGGAAGAGCUUCAGGCGUAGCUCCGACCUGACUGUCCACCAGAGAAUCCACACCGGGGAGAAGCCCUACGAGUGUGGGGAAUGUGGGAAGAGAUUUAACAUCUGCUCCAACCUGAGCCGGCACCAGAGGAUCCACACGGGGGAGAGGCCCUACGAGUGUGGGGAGUGUGGGAAGAGGUAUCAGACCAAAUCCGAUCUCGUCGUGCACCAGCGGACGCACACCGGGGAGAGGCCCUAUGAGUGUCCCGAGUGUGGGAAGAGGUUUCCAAGCCGCUCCACUCUCGUCGUGCAUCAGCGGAGUCACACGGAGGAGAGGCCCUAUGAGUGUCCCGACUGCGGGAAGGGCUUCAAGCAGAAGUCUACCCUUGUUGUCCACCAGUACAUCCAUACCGGGAAGAGGCCCCACGAGUGUCCUGAGUGUGGGAAGUGCUUCAGGGAGAGAUCCCGCCUGAUCCAGCACCAGAGGAUCCACACCGGGGAGAAGCCCUAUGAGUGUGAGAAGUGCAGGAAGAGGUUUCACACCAGCUCCCAUCUCCGCUUCCACCAGCGGACGCACACUGGGGAACGGCCCUAUGAGUGUCCCGAGUGUGGGAAGAGGUUUCAGUGCAGCUCCAGUCUCCUCGUGCACCAGCGGAUUCACAGAGAGGAGAGGCCCUUCCGCUGCCCCGACUGCGGGAAGGGCUUCAAACGCAACUCCACCCUCGUCACCCACCAGCGCCUCCACACCGGGGAGAGGCCCUAUGAGUGUCCCGAGUGUGGGAAGAGCUUCAUCCAGGGCUCCAGCCUGAUUGUCCACCAGAGGAUCCACACAGGGGAGAGGCCUUACAAGUGUGGGGAGUGUGGGAAGAGCUUCAGCCAGAGCUCCAGCCUGAUCGGCCACCAGAGGAUUCACAGCGGGGAGAGGCCCUACGAGUGUCCAGAGUGUGGGAAGAGGUUUCCAAGGAGCUCCAGUCUCCUCGAGCACCAGCGGAUGCACACCGGGGAGAGGCCCUAUGAGUGUUCUGAGUGUGGGAAGAGGUUUCAGACCAGCACCUAUCUCCUCCUGCACCAGCGCAUUCACAUGGAGGAGAGGCCCUUCCGCUGCCCCGACUGCAAGAAGGGCUUCAAGCACAGAUCCACCCUUGUCACCCACCGGCGCAUCCACAUC